AUGGGGACCAUAUUGGAAUUGGGACCCAAAGGAAACGUNUUUGGCCUUAAAGUUACUGUCAUUAGUACAUCUCAUAAGAAGGAAUCAGAGGCCAUCAACAAGGUUGGUGCUGAUUAUUUUCUUGUUAGCUCAAAUCCCGAAAAAAUGAAGGACGCUCUGGGAACCAUGGAUUACAUCAUUGACACAAUUGCUACAGUUCAUCCCUUGGCCCCCGUUGCUUAG
Molecule: messenger RNA, 222 nt
Organism: Ilex paraguariensis (yerba mate)
Lineage: Eukaryota; Viridiplantae; Streptophyta; Magnoliopsida; Aquifoliales; Aquifoliaceae
Source: the annotation of a GenBank genome assembly